Topomyia yanbarensis is the source of this 369-nucleotide messenger RNA. Its product is annotated as protein dpy-30 homolog. NCBI's taxonomy places the organism in Eukaryota, Metazoa, Arthropoda, Insecta, Diptera, Culicidae. The transcript has 2 exons. The coding region runs from base 1 to 369 and encodes 122 amino acids. Gene Ontology annotation, cellular component: Set1C/COMPASS complex. The record is from RefSeq and is a predicted model, not a curated record.
AUGACGGUGGUCGACAUGCAGCAAACUGGAUGCGGGGCGGGCUCCGAUGGUGGUGUAGAAACAAACGCCGCUUGCGUCGAGGGACGGCUACGGGGGACUCCUGAAGAAGCAGCAACUCGGCCUGCCACCACACAAGCAAUGGAAAAGGAAAACAAAUCUAGCAAUGAUAACGGACGCAAACUCACCGGGCGCGAUCUGCAGUCGCUACCAACCCGACAAUAUCUCGAUCAGACCGUUAACCCAAUUCUGCUGCAAGGCCUCAAAGCCCUUGCCAAAGAUCGACCUCAGGAUCCGGUGCAAUAUUUGGUCAACUUUCUACUGAAGAACAAAAGUCGCGUGGACGAAACGAACGGAACGGAGGAAGGUUGA